Molecule: messenger RNA, 690 nt
Organism: Vombatus ursinus (common wombat)
Lineage: Eukaryota; Metazoa; Chordata; Mammalia; Diprotodontia; Vombatidae
Gene: TMEM182
Product: transmembrane protein 182
Exons: 5
Coding region: 1-690 (229 amino acids)
Cellular component (GO): membrane
Source: RefSeq, a predicted model, not a curated record
AUGAAACGGAACAUUGCGGUCUUCUUUGGAGCCCUUUUUGGUGCCCUAGGAGUUCUGCUCUUUUUGGUGGCUUUCGGGUCAGAUUAUUGGCUGCUUGUGACUGAAGUUGGGAAAUGUUCAGGUGAACAUAAUGUAGAGAAUGUCACUUUCCACCAUGAAGGUUUCUUUUGGAGAUGUUGGUUUAGUGGCAUUGCUGAGGAAAACACAGCCAACAUUUGGAAAUUCUGGUACACAAAUCAAUCACCAUCUAAGAACUGUACACAUGCUUACCUCUCCCCAUAUCCCUUCCUGAGAGAUGAGCACAAUUCGACCUCCUAUGACUCUGCAGUCAUUUAUCGUGGUUUCUGGGCAGUGUUCCUUCUCCUUGGUGUCAUGGCGGCGAUAAUCGCUACCUUCUUCAUUAUCUGCGCUGCUCCCUUUGCCAGCCAUAUUCUGUUUAAAGCAGCAGGAGGAACCUUUAUCACUGCUGGUAUCCUGUUCUCCCUGGUGGUGGUGUUAUAUGUCAUCUGGGUCCAGGCUGUGGCAGACAUGGAAAGCUACACAAAUAUGAAGAGGAAAGACUGCUCAGAAUUUACACCCUACGUCAUGUACGGCUGGUCAUUUCUGCUGGCCCCAGCUGGGAUAUUUUUCUCUUUGUUGGCUGGAUUACUAUUCCUCCUUGUGGGGAGGCAUAUUCACAUAUACUCCUAA